Molecule: messenger RNA, 1772 nt
Organism: Mandrillus leucophaeus (drill)
Lineage: Eukaryota; Metazoa; Chordata; Mammalia; Primates; Cercopithecidae
Gene: ZMYND12
Product: zinc finger, MYND-type containing 12
Exons: 8
Coding region: 271-1368 (365 amino acids)
Molecular function (GO): protein binding
Source: RefSeq, a predicted model, not a curated record
ACUGUACGGGCCUUCAUGGACUUGGACUCCUUGGGAGUCGUUUCUCGGCCAUUUGACCCGUAGGACUUGUGGGUUUUGUGCUUCUUUUUAUUUCUUUCUUUCCCUUUUUCAGCUUCAGCGAUAGACCCAAAUGUUAGUCGAGUCACGUCCCACCGCCCUCUGCCCUCGAAAUGCUGCCAAGUGCGCGGGCCCGCGAUUGUCACGUGACGCCGGGGUUCAGCGUAUCCUCGCCGGGCAACCGUCUUAGAGACCAGCAUCUCUGGCUGCAACAUGAAUGUGAUCUAUCCACUGGCGGUCCCCAAGGGGCGCAGGCUCUGCUGUGAGGUGUGCGAAGCCCCAGCUGAGCGGGUCUGCGCGGCCUGCACAGUCACUUAUUACUGUGGGGUGGUACAUCAGAAAGCUGACUGGGACAGCAUCCAUGAGAAAAUAUGUCAGCUCUUGAUUCCACUGCGCACUUCUAUGCCCUUCUACAAUUCAGAGGAAGAACGGCAGCAUGGCCUGCAGCAGCUGCAGCAGCGGCAGAAGUAUUUGAUUGAAUUCUGCUACACCGUAGCCCAGAAAUACCUCUUUGAAGGGAAACACGAAGAUGCUGUACCAGCAGCUUUGCAUUCCCUUCGCUUCCGCGUGAACCUGUACGGCCUGAGCUCUGUAGAGCUUGUGCCUGCUUACCUGCUGUUGGCUGAGGCCAGCCUUGGUCUGGGCCGAAUCGUUCAGGCUGAAGAAUAUCUAUUCCAAGCCCAGUGGACAGUCCUCAAAUCAACUGACUGUAGUAAUGCCACCCACUCUUUACUGCAUCGGAACCUGGGACUUCUCUAUAUAGCUAAGAAAAACUAUGAAGAAGCCCGUUAUCAUCUGGCCAAUGAUAUUUAUUUUGCCAGUUGUGCAUUUGGAACAGAGGACAUUAGGACUUCAGGAGGCUACUUCCACCUGGCUAAUAUAUUCUAUGACCUUAAAAAGUUGGACCUGGCAGACACAUUGUACACCAAGGUCUCUGAGAUCUGGCACGCAUAUUUGAACAAUCACUAUCAAGUCCUCUCACAGGCUCACACCCAACAAGUGGAUUUACUGGGCAAACUAUUUGAGAAUGACACUGGCUUGGAUGAAGCCCAAGAAGCAGAAGCCAUUCGCAUCCUGACUUCAAUCUUGAACAUUCGAGAAUCUACAUCUGACAAAGCCCCUCAAAAAACUAUCUUUGUUCUGAAGAUCCUGGUCAUGCUUUACUACCUGAUGAUGAAUUCUUCAAAGGCACAGGAAUAUGGCAUGAGGGCCCUCAGUCUAGCCAAAGAACAACAGCUUGAUGUCCAUGAGCAAAGCGCCAUUCAAGAGUUAUUAAGUCUCAUUUCAACUGAAGACCGUCGCAUUACUUAGUGACCCAUGAGCUCUGCAUCAAGGGUUAUUCCAGGAGCUACGGAACGUCUAAUAUAUUCCAGCCCUGCACAACUGCUUUGAGGUACUGUAGACGGCUGAAGUUUCCACCCUCUUCCCCUGGGAUUACACACAUAGCUGUUAUUUUUUUCUUACACAGCAUAUUGUGGGAAUAUAAAGCUUUAGGCACAGAAAUCAGUAAAAACUGUGUUUGUCAUGACCUUUGUACUUGAUUUAUCAUGACUUUGUAUGAAUAAUAUGUAGUCAGAUCACUAAUAUGGUAUUUGUAAUUAAACUACAAAUAGUUUUUCAUUUUCCCAGAAGUCUCCCAAUGAUGCAUGUCUCAUACACUUUUGCUAAAGGAGGGGUAAAUGAGGGGGUAGGGAAUAAAGCUAUAUUGGAGCAAA